UAUGGUUUUCCACUUGAUGAAGAUCACAAGAGGCCCUCAACACCCUCUCAUUUCCCAUCAACCCCAUGCAUGAAUCCAAUUAAUUCCCAUCACCACCUUUCCCUCCCUCUCCAAACUUCCAAACUUCCCAACUCCACAACCACUUUCCUCUCUCCUAACAACUCAAUGUCCUCCGCCGCCGCCAAACCAUCCGCAUCCGGCAAAGACGAAAGCCGCAAACCGCAAGAUCCGGCCGUGAAAUGCCCCCGCUGCGACUCCCCCAACACCAAAUUCUGCUACUACAACAACUACAGCCUCUCCCAGCCCCGCCACUUCUGCAAGACCUGCCGCCGCUACUGGACCAAAGGCGGCGCCCUCCGCAACGUCCCCAUCGGCGGCGGCUGCCGCAAGAACAAGAAGCUCAAGCCCUCCCCCCGCCUCCCCACCGACGCCGCCCCCCUCAAAUUCUCCUCCGCCAUGGACAAUUUCCACCAAUUCGCUUCCAAUUUCGCCGAUUUGUCGCCGCAGCCGCCGUGCUUCGGCCUCGACCCCUCUCAAUUAGGGUUCAAGCAAGGGGAGGAUUUAGGGUUUCAGGAAAUGGCUCGCCACAGCAGCCUCGCGACCUCGAUUGAAUCGCUGAGCUCCAUCAACCAGGAUUUGCACUGGAAAUUGCAGCAGCAGAGGCUAGCGGCGCUCUUGGUCGGCGGCGACGGUGGUGGAGGUCAGACUCAGAAGGAAGGUUCUGGAAGCAUCGAGAAGGCGCAGACGAUCCAGUUUCAGAGCCUGGAAAAUCACAAGACGGAUGGAAGCUUCUCCAACACGGAGUGGUUCCUCAAUAGUAACAAUGCCGGAAAUUGGAGCGGCGGGAUUCAAGCGUGGGCGGAAUUGAGUCACUACACUUCCUCGCUGCCGUGAAAAGGUGUAGGCUUUAUAAAAAAUGUUGCUUAAUUAGUUUAAUCAAUGUGUGUGUACCAAUUGUAGCAUUUUGUUGUUGUUGUUGUUUUUUGUUUUUUUUUUUUCCUUUUUUAUAUAUAUAUAUAUGUGUGUGUCAAUUACAGUUACAUCAAGAACACAUGAUUAAUUACUUGAAGCUGUGUGUACUUAAUUAGAUACUCCA
Salvia hispanica is the source of this 1096-nucleotide messenger RNA. RefSeq names its product dof zinc finger protein DOF5.7-like. The record is from RefSeq and is a predicted model, not a curated record. Gene Ontology annotation, biological process: regulation of DNA-templated transcription. Gene Ontology annotation, molecular function: DNA-binding transcription factor activity; DNA binding. Lineage: Eukaryota; Viridiplantae; Streptophyta; Magnoliopsida; Lamiales; Lamiaceae.